Molecule: messenger RNA, 429 nt
Organism: Nerophis lumbriciformis (worm pipefish)
Lineage: Eukaryota; Metazoa; Chordata; Actinopteri; Syngnathiformes; Syngnathidae
Source: RefSeq, a predicted model, not a curated record
AUGGAGCUGUUUGACAACGAGGUAUUUAAAAUGUUCUUUUACGAGAAUAGGCUGAAGACGUUCGAGGGGUGGCCGUUCGACGAAGACUGUGCUUGCACACCGGAAAACAUGGCAAAGGCGGGCUUCAUUCAUACUCCUUCAGACAACAGCCCAGACAUUGCUAUGUGUUUUUCUUGCCAUAAAGAAUUGGAAGGGUGGGAGCCCGACGAUGACCCAGAAAAGGAGCACAAGUCCCAUUCACCUUCCUGCUACUUCAUUAACCUGAAAAAGAACGUGGAGGAUAUGACGAUGGAAGAGUUUUUGAAGUUGCUGAAAGAGAAAGAGGAUUUCAUACUUAACAAAAACAUGGAGGACACCAUCAACAAGUUUAAGGAGGCAGCCAAGGUCAAAAGAGACGAAAUAGUCAAGUCGGCAAUGGGCGAAGAGUAG